Hyla sarda is the source of this 4912-nucleotide messenger RNA. RefSeq names its product zinc finger CCCH-type antiviral protein 1-like. Lineage: Eukaryota; Metazoa; Chordata; Amphibia; Anura; Hylidae. Bases 33 to 2939 code for a protein of 968 amino acids. The transcript has 14 exons. The record is from RefSeq and is a predicted model, not a curated record. Gene Ontology annotation, molecular function: metal ion binding; NAD+ poly-ADP-ribosyltransferase activity.
GCUACACACAGAAGUCCAGGGGCCCCAGGAUCAUGUCGGACCCCACAGUCACCGCCUUCCUGACCAAGGUUCUGUGCAAACAUGGCGGGCGACUGCCCAAGAAGGAUCUGUCUGGGUUAUUGGAGCUUCCUACAGAGCAGAUGGAGCAAAUCCUGAAGGAAGAACCCCAAAAGUUCCCUCAGGUUGGGGACCUGGUCCUGGCUGGGAGCCCCGUGAGGACCUGCACCAAAUAUCUAAAGAAUGAAGAAGAAGAAGAGCAGUGCGAGAAACUGCACCUGUGCCAAAACUACCUGCGGAGUAACUGCAAAAGGCCCCGGUGCCCGUUCUCCCAUGAUAUUUUCUCAAAUCAUAACCGCAUGGUCAUGAAGGCCAAUGAGAUCAGUGGACUGAAUGAGGAUGAGAUAAAGGUUCUCCUCCUCCAGAACGACAACCAGCUGCUGCCGAGGGUUUGUGUGAAGUAUCUACAUGACCAAUGUAAUCUCGGGAAGGAUUGUUCGUGGCUGCAUAUCUGCGGUUUCUUCACACGAGGAGAAUGUACCCAUCACCCCUGUAAACGUUCUCACCACCUCCUGGAGUUCGGUUCUGAUCUCUUACUCACUCGCUAUCGUAUGUCUGAGGAGACUAUUCAGAACUUUCAGAUGAUUUGUACGGUGAAAUACAAUGAACGUCUCCAGACAGUGAGGGAGGAGGGCAAGAAGGACCAGGAGAAGGGGCAGCCUGGAGCUCAGAGAGGAAGAGGAGGAGGAAGACCCCGGAACAGAAAGAAGAGAGAACCUCAGGAUGGGGCGCGAAGCAAGAGUCGAGGACAACGACAAGGAAGAGCAGGGGUCCAUUCCCGGGGGAGAUCAGGCAGCCAUCCAGUGUCGGAGAGUGGGGACAGUCAUUGUAUGCCUGGAAGUGAAGAUGUUAACAACUCUCAGAUAACUCAGAAUAAUACGAAAAUGGCAGCAAGUCCUCCCUCUCUCCAGCCCUUGAUGUCAUUGGACACCCACCCCCCAACACCCACUGUAUACAUGUCCUACACGGGCCAUUCCAAGGCUGAUGUCGAGUCCGCAUCACCAUCGGCUCCACCUAAAGUGUCUCCUCAGACAGGAAUCCCAACUGGACAUUCGUCAUCAUCUUCUACCCCAUCUGCCCCUCUGCCAAAAUGGACAUUUGGGCAAGUGACGUCUAUACAUCCUGUUAAUCCUCUAACAGUAUCUGCUGCUGGACAAAGCAAACCCGUCCAUCUUCCUAUGAAAGAUCAAUCAAGUGCCGGUUCUGUUAGGCCGGCACCCUCCACAGUGGUGAACCCAUCCACUUCUCCAAUGCCUCCUCCAAGACCAAGCAAGAUGGUGAAUUCUCCUACGAAAGGUCCAUCUGUUCCUCAGGGGAAACCGGAGACCACCACCAUUGCGAGCCCAAACAAAACUCAACCAGUUGUCAACCUCACGACCACCGCAGCAGGUCCUUCCAGUACUACAACAACAUCUUGUCCCAGACUGGUAGAUUCUCCUACAGAAGGUCCUUCUGUUCAAAGGGUAAAACCAGUCCAACCUCCAGCUGCUUCUUUUGCCCAAACCAGUGUGAAACCAAUAUCACAGACAGAGCUGGAGGACAUAUACACAACAUUGUUUUUAAAGAAUUUGGAAGGCUUGGCGACUAUUAACCCAUCAGAUACAGGUCAUCAGGCGGCAAGAACAUCCGUGAAUGGAGCUACCUACCUACCACCAAAUAAAUUGGAACCCGACAAGGUCCCGGAGAUCUGUCUUUCUAAUAUUUGGAAAUACUGCAAGUUAGGAGAGCGUUGCCCGGACAUGCAUUACUACCUGCCGUACCGCUGGCAGAUUUACAAAGGAACCGACUGGGAAGAAAUCCCCAAUAUGGAGGAGAUUGAAAAAUGUUACUGCGACCCAUCCGCUGACAGGGUUCGUUCAGUUGACUUUAUGACUAUGAAGUCCGGCGAGCACCGCGUUCGUCGUCUCUCCACCGUCUCUUCGGUCAUGAAGCCGCCUGAAUAUGUCCUGACCACCGAGUGGCUGUGGUACUGGAAGGAUGAAUAUGGCACCUGGACACAAUACGGCCAUUCUAACGUGAAACAAGUGAGCUCCACCAUAUUGUCUUCAGACCUGGAGACCGUCUACCUUUCCGAUCCCACUGCCGUCAUACCUUUCACUGCUGGCAGCCAGCGCUAUGAGAUCAACUUCCCAGAAAUGAAGCAGAGGAACGUCCAGUACAAGACGGAGAAAGACGUGCGCAGGAGACCGAAAUAUCUAAGCUUUGAAGAUGUGAAAUUACUGGGUGGAAGUACAAAAUCAUCAGCAACUAAGUUCCCGAUGAUCUACCCGAGGACAUGGGACACGUCGGCCCUGCCGGCGAUAGGCUGUAAGAAAGUUCCCGUCUCUGACACAUCCAGCGAGUUCUCAGAAAUUAUCAGCAGCUUCACCAAGACGGUCAGCGGGCACAUGGUGAAGAAUUUGUGGCGUCUCCAGAACCCAUCACUGUGGCAGCUGUUCCAGUGGCAAAAAGAACAGAUGGAAAAAAAAAAUAGGGGACAAGACGUGAAGGAAAUGCGACUGUUUCACGGCACAAACGCAGCACACGUGGACGCCAUCUGCAGUCACAACUUUGACUGGUGGAUCUGCGGCACCAAUGGCGUUGUGUAUGGACAAGGAAGUUACUUUGCCCGAGACGCCUCGUACUCUCACACCUACUCCGCUGAGGCUCCUGACGGGACGCGGUCGAUGUUCGUGGCUCGUGUGCUGGUGGGAGACUAUGUGGAGGGAAACUCCAAAAUGAAGCGCCCACCGCAGAGACCCGGCAUUAACACGCGGUAUUAUGACUCCUGCGUGAACAACGUCACCGAUCCCUCCAUCUUUGUGGUGUUUGAGAGGCAUCAGAUCUACCCCGAGUAUCUUCUGGAAUACGAAGAACGAUACAGAUCCUGGGAUAUCUACUGAACAAACCCAAAAUGUCUCCUAAAAAACUUCUAAAACUGUAACAAAAAUUUGAAAAAUUCAUUCAUUUUCACACUUCAAAUAAUCAAGAACCCGUGAUACAUUGACCAUUCAGUCAGAUGGGCCCCUGAACCCCCUAGGUGACGUCAUCCUGCAGGCGUGGUGACAUAUAUGGUGAUAUUUAUUUGAGAUAUGAUAUUGGGCCCCUUCAUCUACAUGGGGCAGUAGACAUGGUCUGUGGGCCCCUUCAUCUACAUGGGGUGGUAGACAUGGCCUGUGGGCCCCUUCAUCUACAUGGGGCAGUAGACAUGGUCUGUGGGCCCCUUCAUCUACAUGGGGUGGUAGACAUGGCCUGUGGGCCCCUUCAUCUACAUGGGGCAGUAGACAUGGUCUGUGGGCCCCUUCAUCUACAUGGGGUGGUAGACAUGAUUUGUGGGCCCCUUCAUCUACAUGGGGUGGUAGACAUGGCCUGUGGGCCCCUUCAUCUACAUGGGGUGGUAGACAUGGCCUGUGGGCCCCUUCAUCUACAUGGGGUGGUAGACAUGGCCUGUGGGCCCCUUCAUCUACAUGGGGUGGUAGACAUGGCCUGUGGGCCCCUUCAUCUACAUGGGGUGGUAGACAUGGCUUGUGGGCCCCUUCAUCUACAUGGAGUGAUAGACAUGGUCUGUGGGCCCAUUAUCUACAUGGGGCAGUAGACAUGGUCUGUGGGCCCCUUCAUCUACAUGGGGUGAUAGACAUGGUCUGUGGGACCCUUCAUCUACAUGGGGUGAUAGACAUGGUCUGUGGGCCCCUUCAUCUACAUGGGGUGGUAGACAUGGUCUGUGGGUCCCUUCAUCUACAUGGGGUGAUAGACAUGGCCUGUGGGCCCAUUAUCUACAUGGGUUGGUAGACAUGGUCUGUGGGCACCUUCAUUUAUAUGGGGUGGUAAACAUGGUCUGUGGGACCCUUCAUCUAAAUCGAGUGAUAGACAUGGUCUGUGAGCCCAUUAUCUACAUGGGGUGGUAGACAUGGUCUGUGGGCCCCUUCAUCUACAUGGGGCAGUAGACAUGGCCUGUGGGCCCCUUAAUCUACAUGGGGUGGUAGACAUGGUCUGUGGGCCCCUUCAUCUACAUGUGGUGGUAGACAUGGCCUGUGGGCCCCUUCAUCUAAAUGGAGUGAUAGACAUGGUCUGUGGGCCCAUUAUCUACAUGGGUUGGUAGACAUGGUCUGUGGGCCCCUUCAUCUACAUGGGGUGAUUGACAUGGUCUGUGGGACCCUUCAUCUACAUGGGGUGAUAGACAUAGUCUGUGGGCCCCUUCAUCUACAUGGGGUGGUAGACAUGGUCUGUGGGUCCCUUCAUCUACAUGGGGUGAUAGACAUGGCCUGUGGGCCCAUUAUAUACAUGGGUUGGUGGACAUGGUCUGUGGGCCCCUUCAUCUAAAUGGGUUGGUAGACAUGGUCUGUGGGCACCUUCAUUUAUAUGGGGUGGUAGACAUGGUCUGUGGGCCCCUUCAUCUAAAUCGAGUGAUAGACAUGGUCUGUGGGCCCAUUAUCUACAUGGGGUGGUAGACAUGGUCUGUGGGCCCCUUCAUCUACAUGGGGCAGUAGAAAUGGCCUGUGGGCCCCUUCAUCUACCUCUACAUGGAGUGAUAGACAUGGUCUGUGGGCCCAUUAUCAACAUGGGGUGGUAGACAUGGUCUGUGGGCCCCUUCAUCUACAUGGGGCAGUAGACAUGGUCUGUGGGCCCCUUCAUCUACAUGUGGUGGUAGACAUGGCCUGUGGGCCCCUUCAUCUACAUGGGGUGAUUGACAUGGUCUGUGGGACCCUUCUUCUACAUGGGGUGGUAGACAUGGUCUGUGGGCCCCUUCAUCUACAUGGGGUGGUAGACAUGGUCUGUGGGCCCAUUAUCUACAUGGGGUGGUGGACAUGGUCUGUGGGCCCCUUCAUCUAAAUGGGUUGGUAGACAUGGUCUGUGGGCACCUUCAUUUAUAUGGGGU